AAAUUCCAAUAACUAACGUUACUCUCUAACACACAGGAAAUGCGCUUGGACAUUUGAUGCAAUGUAGAACCUAAUGCAAUGUAUAACCACCAUACUAAAAUCAGAGGUCGACGUACAAACUCGCUAAACGAGUUCAAGAGCUCGUGUGACGUCCCUAAUUUUGAGAUCGUAGUUUACCCUCCAUUACUUAUAAGUUGUCACGUGUUUUAUUCAAUGCCAUGGGAAACAGGGUAGCAUGAGUAAUCGCGUGUGUGCACGUGGUCAGUGACCUGACAUAGAAAGGAUCUAUCUAUAAAUCUACUACUCUGGAAACAGUUUGUCCUCUGCUAGAUGGUUAAGGAAAACAGCAGCCUGUUCUGGCCUAUGGAGAGUGGCCUUGAUGCAGUCCCCAACACCACUCUCCAUGUUAUUCAAUUUAACAUGUUAAGGUUGUGUUGGCCUCAUUUGGCCCUGCUGCGAAGAUGUCCCCACCCACAUCCACAACUGUACAGAUCCUUCAGCUCACAAAGGCCAGGGAAGAGCCGAGGGUUGUUCAGGAAGAUGUUUCUGGGUGUGGCGGUGAGUGUUCCCGCGGUGGUGGGGGUCCAGUACGCCUUUGCGGAACCUCGAGAGAGACGGAAGAUGAAGAUCUUGGUGAAGGGAGUCGGUCGCUUCUGUAGGUCUAUAUAUGUAGGACUCUAUAUCUCAGUAGAUUAUUGGUGGACCUCCAAUGUGACGUUACGUUGCAUGGACGAGAGCAGCUCAUCAUUCGUGGCAGGGAUGUCAUUGUGCCACCAAAGGGCAGCAGACAGCAUGGUGGCGGGAGCGGUGCAGAACGGAGGGAUAUAUGUUAAACUUGGACAGGGACUGUGUGCUUUCAACCACCUGCUGCCUCCUGAGUACGUCAAGACACUGCAUGUCCUGGAGGAUAAGGCUCUUAACAGGAGAUACAAGGAGGUAGACUCUCUGUUCAGAGAGGACUUCAACACUACUCCAGACAGGAUGUUUAAGAAGUUUGACUAUGAGCCCAUCGCAGCAGCCAGUCUGGCUCAGGUCCACAAGGCAGAGCUGCAGGACGGGACUCCUGUUGCUGUCAAAGUGCAGUACAUAGACCUCAGGGAUCGGUUCGACGGUGACAUCAGGACUCUGGAGAUCCUUUUGGACGUUAUAAAGUUCAUGCACCCCAGCUUUGGCUUCAGAUGGGUCCUCAAAGACUUGAAGGGGACAUUGGCUCAGGAGCUAGACUUUGAGAAUGAGGCCAGGAACUCUGAGAGGUGUGCAGAGGAACUGAAACACUUCAAAUUUGUCAUCGUGCCAAAGGUUUACUGGGACCAAACCAGCAAGAGAGUGUUGACUGCAGAGUUCUGUGAAGGCUGCAAAAUCAACAAUGUGGAAGAAAUCAAAAGACAAGGACUUAGCUUGAAAGAUACUGCUGACAAGCUGAUCCGUACGUUUGCAGAGCAGAUAUUUUACACAGGCUUCAUUCACGCUGACCCUCACCCAGGAAACGUGCUUGUGAGAAGAGGUCCAGACAAGAAGGCAGAGCUAGUACUGUUGGAUCAUGGUCUGUAUGAAUACCUCAGUGAAAUUGACAGGGUAGCGCUGUGUAAACUGUGGCGGUCCAUAGUCCUGAGAGACGACACUGCCAUGAAAAGGUACUCCAACAGCCUGGGGGUCAAAGACUACUUCAUCUUCUGUGAGAUGCUGCUGCAGCGGCCAAUCAACAUGCGGGAGCUGGGUCUGUCCAACAUCCUGAGUCGUGAAGAGACAUCCUAUAUGAGGGACAUGGCUGUCAAUCACUUUGACAACAUCAUGGUCGUUCUCAAGUCCAUGCCACGCCCCAUGCUGCUGGUGUUUAGGAACAUCAACACGGUCCGCAGCAUCAACAUCACACUGGGAGCUCCGGUAGACAGAUACUGUGUCAUGGCCAAGAGCGCUGUGCAAGGCUGGGGGCGGCUCUGGGCAGAGAGGCCGGGAGUUCUUCCCAGGUUCAGGGUGUUCCGAUGGGUGUGGACCUCCUGGGAGAGCCUCAAAUUCGAGUAUGCCCUGAGGUCAGAAAUGGCGACGAUGCGUCUGACACGAUACCUGCUGUACCUGUUGUCUUACUUUAACCUCAUAUCGCUGGAUGAGGAAGUCGACCAAUACCUGAAGUAGAGGUUGAGACCCUGACCUCAGCUGCAUACCUGAGACUACUGACUCCCGAUUAAAGCUCAAGAAAUGCACCCCGUUUGACAGGAAGAUAACUAAGUAGUUUAAUAUGAUAGUUGUCAGUUGGGCUGCUACAAUGGUGCUAUGCAUUUAACAUCUACAGUACAUGCCAAAUCUGCUUUGGCAGAAUGUGUAGACUUUAAAAUAUUUUUUUGACUUGUGUCUUAGUCAGGACAGGGAAAAAGCACCAAAUACAGCUCCAAGCCAAAGACUUGACUCGCCAGGAGUCAUGGUAUUGAGGAGCACUGUCUCAAUGCCUCCAAGGAAUGUCAACUGGCAUGACAUGAACACAAGUUAAUGAUUACAAAUGUAGAACCAUUUAUUUUGAUGGUUUAUUUGACCUCAUUCACUGGGGAUGAAUGAUUGCAGUAUGUGUAGGUAAAAAGCCUGAAGUGAUUCCUUUUAGCCAAGAUUCUUGCUGUUGCAAUCUGACUUGAAUGAGAUUAAAGUCGGCCUUCUCAUCAAAUCUUAUUAAUAGCACAUGUUUAGUCACAACAUUCCAGAUUUUUAAAUCUUGUUGCAUUACCUGGAUAAUAGGGCUUAUAGAUGCUGAGAUGACUUUUACUGCAGACAUGUAGUUUGGUCAAGUCAAAUGUUCAUCCCUUUUGGAAAUAUUUGGUUAUCACUCAAGCACCCACCUAACUGCAAAAGCUAAUGCUGCUGAAGAAAUCUUUUAAAAUUGUAUUGUACUUUAAAUGAAGUGCCCUACCUCCCCUUGGAAUUCUUUCUCUUGUAAAUAAUGCAUUGAUGUCCAUGAUAGAUUUGCAUGUUACAGGUGCAGAUCUCAAAUUAUUUGAAGCUAAAAGACCAAGCUGAUUAAAGCAGUGUACAAUCCACUUUUUUUAAUAAAGUUUACUUACAAAAUAUUCUGAGAAA
Messenger RNA from Oncorhynchus kisutch (coho salmon), 3063 nucleotides. RefSeq lists its product as uncharacterized. Lineage: Eukaryota; Metazoa; Chordata; Actinopteri; Salmoniformes; Salmonidae. The transcript is spliced from 15 exons. The record is from RefSeq and is a predicted model, not a curated record. Bases 331 to 2133 code for a protein of 600 amino acids.